UGUUGUACGCCAUUUGUGUCAGUGAAAGAUUUGAGCUCAGUGCAGAUGGUGAAGUGAUUCAGAAAAUAUCAGAAGAAUCCUGUGUGUUGUAAGACUGAAUUAAGAUGAGUGCGGGAAUGCCCGAACUUGGAAGUAAAAUAAGUCUGAUAUCGAAAGCAGAUAUCCGCUAUGAAGGGCGAUUAUUUACUGUGGAUCCUCAGGAAUGUACAAUUGCUUUAUCAAAUGUUCGUUCCUUUGGUACGGAGGAUCGUGAGACGCAGUAUCCUAUAGCACCACAGAAUCAGGUCUAUGACUACAUUUUGUUCAGGGGUUCUGAUAUAAAGGAUAUAAGAGUUGUGAACAAUGUAGGACCUUUACAGAAUGUACCGAAUGAUCCAGCAAUUGUACAGUUGUCUGUUCCAGCUGGUCUUGGUUCAUCAGCCUAUCAUCAAGCUGGAGGUUUUUCGCACCCAGUUCUUGGGCCUAUGGGUCCCGGGUUAACUCCGUACCCAGGUGCAUAUGGUGCGAUGGGAGCUAUGACAGGUCUUCCAAGUGCUGUUGCCCCAGGAAUGAGCUUGCACAGAGAUCCUCGUUCCUUAUCAAAGCAGCCAAGUGAGUUGGUUAAUCCAGUCCAAGUGCCAGAAAAUUCAACUAACAAAGACCAAGGUGCGAGAAAUGACCUGAUUGGAGGAUCAUCACGUUCUGCUACACCGUCACUGGUUACUCGUAAGUCUCCUACAAUGGACCAGGGUGUACAGGUGAACCAGCCAGUUUCAACUCCAAUCAAAGAUGACAAGAAACCACAGCAGCAGUUGCCACCACAGACACGGCAGAUUCAGACACCUUACUCAGCCAGAGAUGGUCCUGUAAGCAGAAGUACUGGUAGUCAGCAGCAACAGUACCAUCCCCAGCCUCAACGGGAACAGCGAGAGAGAGAACCUGUACACUCAAAGGAACCGCAGUCUCGUGACCAACAACCAGCUCCUCUUCCUCAGCGGACUUCACAACAACAGCAGCAGCAGCAGCACCACCAGCAGCAGCAAACACCAGGGCGUGGUGGUUGGGUGAACCGUGGUGGAAUGCGGCGUGGAAGAGGUCGGGGUGGACCCUCAAGUGGUGGUUUUAACAGGCCACCAGGCUCUGGGCAGCAGCAGACUGGUACUGGUGGCAAGCCCAAGAACACUCUCAAGUUUGAGAAUGACUUUGACUUUGAACAGGCGAAUAAGGAAUUUGAUACCCUCAGAAAUCAACUGGCUAAAACAAAAAUUGACUCAGAACCUGUUAUUACAGGUGAUGGGAAAGUGAAUGAUGACAAUGAGAAGAAAGAUGACUCUGGAAAUGAAACUGGUGCAGGAGAGGGUGAACAAGAGGAGGAGCAACAAAUCUUCUACGAUAAAACUAAGUCCUUCUUCGACAAUAUUAGCUGUGAGGCUGUGGAGAGGAGCAAGGGGCGGUCUCAGCGAACAGAUUGGAGGACAGAGCGAAAGUUGAACUCUGAGACAUUUGGUGUUGCAUCUGCACGCCGUGGAGGAUAUCGAGGAAGAGGUUACUAUGGUAACCGUGGUAUGGGUGGAGGUAUGUACAGAGGUGGGAACUAUCGAGGUGGCUACAGAAGCCAAGGUGUGCAACGAGGUGGGAGAACCAGUAAUACUAGUGGAAACACUGGAGGAUCAACAGGCAACCCCCAGCAACGUGUUGUCACUCAGCAGAAUAAAUAGGUGUUAAGAGAGAGCUGACCCAGGAGUGUUACAAGGCAAGAAGCAGCCAGUGUUUCACUGAACUGUCUUCAGAAUUGUUUAUCAUCAUUUGUAUUGCUAAAGUGAUUUAGAACUUGAAGCCAUCCCUCACACAGCAUAGGAUUGUUACUUGAGUGAGGUGACUUUUAUUUGAAGUUGAAAGCUUGGUUUUUUUAGUUUACUGUUUGUGGCAUCAAGAGACUGAUGAAGAAAAUAGGUGUGGUUCUGUAGAGGGAUGUACCUGUUGGUUCAGAGUGAAGUUGUGUUGAGAUGUAUCUGGGUGAAAAUUGAAGGAAGUUUCUUACUUUGGAGCUUGGAUUCAGAUUGCUAAAAAAGCUGAGAAAAACAUAAACCUUGAAGCUGCAUGAAAAUAGUGAUGAGGGAAUGCAUUGCCACAAUUAACUCUUAAGUUGUGUUAGUAUAGUUUGAUUGGAUAUUUCUGUUGCCUUGUGCAAUUCGGUUCUGGUGUUAAGCUGUGUUUUCCCAGUAAAGGCUUUCAAGCCUACUUUGAGAGACUGAUGUGUGAAUGUAUGUAAGUGAUCCAGGAGAAGUAAUUAGUUACUGAAUUUGAUUCAGUCUGAUAGUGGGUUGUCUGUCCCAGAACUCAGGACAUUUUUUUUUCUUCAUUUAUCCAUGCUACAUGACUCAGAUUUAAUUCCCACAAUGUCUAGAAAUUGGAAUAUUUGGGGUAGUAUGUUAAAUAUCGCAUUGCAAAAUCUUUACUUUUAUUCUGAGAAUCUGUAUAUAUAGAAUGCCCUUAUUUAAGUUCAGUAUGUGGAUGAAGAAUUCAAAUUUUUCCAAUAUUGGUAUAGUUUGGUUGUGCUACCUAACAUAGCGAUGUUUUGACAGUUUGUGAAAUGUGAGGUUAGGCUUAGAAUUCAGAGCCAGUGAGGAUGUUAAUUUCAUAAAAUGGUUUAUUGGCUAUAAUGUAAUGGUAGCUGGAAGCUAGUACUGUUAAUUGUCAGAAAUACGUAAACUUUUUUAUUUUUUCUAUUGCUUCAGUUCAUCAUUAAUGAUACUACAGAUACAUGCAUAGGAAUGGAAAUUAAAAUAAUUGUAAAUGGGGAAGUCAAUAUACACUUUUAAUUUUGUCUGUUAGUCGUUGAGUCAUGGUACAAGGCUCUCUGUGCGAAGUUAUGCACAGUGUGAUGAUAAAGGAUGGUGCUAUGAAGCAUCAAGUGCAGUUUUGUGCUUAUUGAAACAUCUGUAUGUGAAUUUUGUACACAAUGGAAACUGAUAACAGUUGAGUCAAAAGAAAUACAUUAACAGCACAUGAUAUUUUU
Zootermopsis nevadensis is the source of this 2998-nucleotide messenger RNA. It is a transcript of the gene tral, whose product is annotated as LSM14 family protein trailer hitch. Gene Ontology annotation, molecular function: mRNA binding. Gene Ontology annotation, cellular component: P-body. The record is from RefSeq and is a predicted model, not a curated record. NCBI's taxonomy places the organism in Eukaryota, Metazoa, Arthropoda, Insecta, Blattodea, Termopsidae. Gene Ontology annotation, biological process: cytoplasmic stress granule assembly; P-body assembly.